AUGGGCAUGAAAGAUGGUACAAAAAAACUACUUCUUCGUGCUGGUAAAUAUCGCAAUGGUUCCGAGUAUGUAAUAACCUAUAGAGACAGUAAUGGUGUAUUAAAGCCUAAAAGAAUUAAACAGGUUCUUGAAGAAAGAGGUUUAUGGAUACCAGGCCUUAUAAAAAAAAU
This is a messenger RNA of Dentiscutata erythropus, 170 nucleotides long. The record is from the annotation of a GenBank genome assembly. Lineage: Eukaryota; Fungi; Glomeromycota; Glomeromycetes; Diversisporales; Gigasporaceae.